Molecule: messenger RNA, 1691 nt
Organism: Lethenteron reissneri (Far Eastern brook lamprey)
Lineage: Eukaryota; Metazoa; Chordata; Hyperoartia; Petromyzontiformes; Petromyzontidae
Molecular function (GO): zinc ion binding
Source: RefSeq, a predicted model, not a curated record
AGCAGCAUUGUUUAACACAAGCAGCCCAGAGUUGCAUCACCACUCACUGCUGGCCUAAACCAGCUCGCGCCUGGAGCAGAGCACGUGUCGAGCACGUGGUGAGGAUGUCGUGGUCGUUGCUGAACACAGGCACCGCGGGGAUGCACUCGCGCUCCUGCAGAUGCUGCUUCCGAAACUACACCCUGGCAUUGGAGCCUGGGGCACCAAACAGCCGCCCCUACCUGCUGGUGUGCGGACACGUCUUCUGUGGAGCAUGCUUGCAGGACAAAGGCACACACGCAGGCUGCGAGUUUGCAUGCCCCACCUGCAAGAUGGUGACCAGGAUUCCUGGAGCCGGUGGCUUGUCUCAGCUGCCCCUGGAUUACUAUUCACUUGGAGUUGUGGCCGCAUACAACUACUUGUGCGGUGGUGUCCCACGGUCUAAACAAAACCUUGGAGGGAGCCAAGGGAAGUUGCGCCAGCCCUUGCUCACGGAUGGAGGAGCUCUCAUGGAGACCCGUGGGAUUCCGGACGAUGUCCACUUGAAUCUGACCACUGGAAAGGAGAGGCGCUGUGCAGAAUGCGAUCGGCAGAAAGCCAUCCUGUCCUGCAAGCACUGCCAAGAGGACUUUUGCGACUCUUGCUUUAAGAAGGUUCACGAAAAUGCGAAAGUGCUGAAAAACCACAAAGCGAACAAAAUUGAUCCCAGUGACUGUGAGAAUUGUGAGGUGCACGGUAAGCUGUACGCAUACUGCUGCGAGCUUGGUGACUGUGGUGGCGGUGGCAGCGGCGUCGCGUGUGCCGAUUGCAUCGUGGACUCUAAGCACAGCGACCACGACCAUACUCUGCUCGAUGCCAAGAAGGAAGAGCUGAGCAUGCAGCUUCCCAAGGCCAUCGUGGCGGGCCAGGCGAGGGUCUUAAAACUGAAGGAGGCGCUGCGAGAGUUUGAGAAGCUGCAGUCUGAGCUGCAGCUGCAGCUUCACACAGUGGUGUGCAGCAUCCAUGGGAGCAUCCACUCGCUGUGCUCCAUGGUGCAGGCCCGGGGUGCAGAGCUGGUUUUUAAACUGAAGGACAUGGAGGUUCUGCUCCACCCCAUACUGACGAGAGGAACGAGCGUUCUUCACGAGUCGCUCUUGUCGAACUGCGUCACCCUCGACACUGCCUGCAGAAUGGCUCGGGGCCAGCAGUUCUGUAUGCGGGACGUGCAGAAGGUGGUAGACCAGCUCCUGACGAUGGAUGUCCCGGAGCUGUGUUCCAUAUUGCUGGAGGACUCGCUGGAGCUGCAUCUGAAGAGGAGCCCCGUUGCUGCUGCCCCGCCAUCUCCAUCGACCACGUGGAGGCUCGUCCUCCAGCCGCUCAGUUGCUCCCUGGCGCACCGUCAGCCAGCGGUGUCAGAGAGCGUGGGCAACCUGCAGCCCGUUGAGCCCCCUCGAAGGUGUGACCUGGACCCGACACAGCUGAUGGGCCACAUUAAGGAACUCGGCACGAUUUUGUUCCCCACAAGGCUCCUGGAGUAUGGCAAAAGCAUGAGUGCGGCUGCUGGGUCAGACCGGUCUCCAGUAGGCGCCGUGCCUCUUUCGUCGAUGAAGCAGCAUCUGCAGCAGCAGCAGCAGCAGCAGGCUCACGGCAGCUGUGCCACAGCCAGAGGCCACGCAGAAAAGGGGCCAAUCAGGCCUGGCCUAAAGCUCACCCUGAACCUGCAGGUCAAUUAG